AUGAAGGCCCACAUCUCCGGCUCACUUGGCCGCCGUCGAGUCCUUGCCGGGUUCAAUCCGGACCAAUUCCUCAUCAAUCUCGACGGUAAGGCCGGGACUGAGAUGGCCAGUGCCCAUGAUCUCCCGAAUCCGAUUCUCCGUGUCGCUCCCACGGGUGUGGCGGCCCAUGCAAUUAAUGGGCGGACCCUGCACGCUCUAUUCCGACUUCCGGUCAGGUUCACCAAGGAAUAUGAGAAACUGAGCCCGCAGAACUUACAGGCAACUUAG
Molecule: messenger RNA, 267 nt
Organism: Rhinocladiella mackenziei CBS 650.93
Lineage: Eukaryota; Fungi; Ascomycota; Eurotiomycetes; Chaetothyriales; Herpotrichiellaceae
Exons: 2
Coding region: 1-267 (88 amino acids)
Source: RefSeq, a predicted model, not a curated record